This is a messenger RNA of Aphis gossypii (cotton aphid), 3425 nucleotides long. RefSeq lists its product as uncharacterized. The record is from RefSeq and is a predicted model, not a curated record. NCBI's taxonomy places the organism in Eukaryota, Metazoa, Arthropoda, Insecta, Hemiptera, Aphididae.
UAGGUAUAGGUACUAUCAUAAAUAAUUUGAUCGUUUAUCAUGAUUCUGGUCGUAAGUGUGACUUAAGUGAUGUUUGUUUAAUUUGUCCGUGACGCCGUGCCCCGUUGCCGUUUACUUAGAUAAUAUUUCUGCCCCUACUACACACAAUGCCUAGCUGUUUUAUUUGUGGUAGAAGUAGAAAUGCCUAAACGAAAUCUGAAAACAUCACGUUUCACAGAUUUCCCUCUAAAAGUUUUAUUCUACAGAAAUUACAUGCAUUCAUUAUUCAAUUAUUGGCAAUAAUCUAAAGCUGGAGUAUAAAAAAAAAAAAUAGUCUUAUAUUGUCAUUUUAUACCAGAGUCUUUUACUGUAUACAACAAUCAUAGAAUAUUACAAACACAUGCUGUACAAACAAUAAAUUGUAAUAACAAGAGUUAAAUAUUAUAGGCAUAAAUUACAUUUCCUGAACUUAAACAAGAGACGAUCCAGCCAACCUCAUCUAUAAGUAGUAGUUCAAAACUUCAAAUGAAAAAGAUCUUAGUUAAAAUAACUGAUAAUAGUGAACUUGAGCGUGGUAUUCUACUACUAGUCAAUCUUGAAUCGGCACAAUCUAUGGCAAGCAUGUCAUCAGAUGCAAUUAGUUCAUCAACUAAUACAGAAAUUAUUGAUAAUAAUGAGCAUAUGAAUAGCACAUUACAAUUAGUUGAUAAUAAUUUCGAUCAAUCUAUGGAAAAUGCAUCAUCAGGUACAUUUAAUUCACCAAUUCGUACUGGAAAAGUAAUGUCAGCUAAUUUAACUGCGUCCAAGACUUCUGUUGAUGAUUUGCCACAACGAUCAUUUCUUUUACCUAGAAAACGUCAGCUAUUAAAUGCAGUUCAGAUCAAAAAUAGCAUAAAAAAAGUACAAAAAUCUGUGUCAUCAGAUGCAAUUAAUUCAUCAACUAAUACAAAAAUUAUUGAUAAUAAUGAGCAUAUGAAUAACACAUUACAAUUAGUUGAUAAUAAUUUCGAUCAAUCUAUGGAAAAUGCAUCAUCAGGUACAUUUAAUUCACCAAUUCGUACUGGAAAAGUAAUGUCAGCUAAUUUAACUGCGUCCAAGACUUCUGUUGAUGAUUUGCCACAACGAUCAUUUCUUUUACCUAGAAAACGUCAGCUAUUAAAAGCAUUUCUGAUCAAAAAUAGCAUAAAAAAAGUACAACAAUCUGUGUCAUCAGAUGCAAUUAAUUCAUCAACUAAUACAGAAAUUAUUGAUAAUAAUGAGCAUAUGAAUAGCACAUUACAAUUAGUUGAUAAUAAUUUCGAUCAAUCUAUGGAAAAUGCAUCAUCAGGUACAUUUAAUUCACCAAUUCGUACUGGAAAAGUAAUGUCAGCUAAUUUAACUGCGUCCAAGACUUCUGUUGAUGAUUUGCCACAACGAUCAUUUCUUUUACCUAGAAAACGUCAGCUAUUAAAAGCAGUUCUGAUCAAAAAUAGCAUAAAAAAAGUACAACAAUCUGUGUCAUCAGAUGCAAUUAAUUCAUCAACUAAUACAAAAAUUAUUGAUAAUAAUGAGCAUAUGAAUAGCACAUUACAAUUAGUUGAUAAUAAUUUCGAUCAAUCUAUGGAAAAUGCAUCAUCAGGUACAUUUAAUUCACCAAUUCGUACUGGAAAAGUAAUGUCAGCUAAUUUAACUGCGUCCAAGACUUCUGUUGAUGAUUUGCCACAACGAUCAUUUCUUUUACCUAGAAAACGUCAGCUAUUAAAAGCAGUUCUGAUCAAAAAUAGCAUAAAAAAAGUACAACAAUCUGUGUCAUCAGAUGCAAUUAAUUCAUCAACUAAUACAAAAAUUAUUGAUAAUAAUGAGCAUAUGAAUAACACAUUACAAUUAGUUGAUAAUAAUUUCGAUCAAUCUAUGGAAAAUGCAUCAUCAGGUACAUUUAAUUCACCAAUUCGUACUGGAAAAGUAAUGUCAGCUAAUUUAACUGCGUCCAAGACUUCUGUUGAUGAUUUGCCACAACGAUCAUUUCUUUUACCUAGAAAACGUCAGCUAUUAAAUGCAGUUCAGAUCAAAAAUAGCAUAAAAAAAGUACAAAAAUCUGUGUCAUCAGAUGCAAUUAAUUCAUCAACUAAUACAAAAAUUAUUGAUAAUAAUGAGCAUAUGAAUAACACAUUACAAUUAGUUGAUAAUAAUUUCGAUCAAUCUAUGGAAAAUGCAUCAUCAGGUACAUUUAAUUCACCAAUUCGUACUGGAAAAGUAAUGUCAGCUAAUUUAACUGCGUCCAAGACUUCUGUUGAUGAUUUGCCACAACGAUCAUUUCUUUUACCUAGAAAACGUCAGCUAUUAAAAGCAUUUCUGAUCAAAAAUAGCAUAAAAAAAGUACAACAAUCUGUGUCAUCAGAUGCAAUUAAUUCAUCAACUAAUACAGAAAUUAUUGAUAAUAAUGAGCAUAUGAAUAGCACAUUACAAUUAGUUGAUAAUAAUUUCGAUCAAUCUAUGGAAAAUGCAUCAUCAGGUACAUUUAAUUCACCAAUUCGUACUGGAAAAGUAAUGUCAGCUAAUUUAACUGCGUCCAAGACUUCUGUUGAUGAUUUGCCACAACGAUCAUUUCUUUUACCUAGAAAACGUCAGCUAUUAAAAGCAGUUCUGAUCAAAAAUAGCAUAAAAAAAGUACAACAAUCUGUGUCAUCAGAUGCAAUUAAUUCAUCAACUAAUACAAAAAUUAUUGAUAAUAAUGAGCAUAUGAAUAGCACAUUACAAUUAGUUGAUAAUAAUUUCGAUCAAUCUAUGGAAAAUGCAUCAUCAGGUACAUUUAAUUCACCAAUUCGUACUGGAAAAGUAAUGUCAGCUAAUUUAACUGCGUCCAAGACUUCUGUUGAUGAUUUGCCACAACGAUCAUUUCUUUUACCUAGAAAAUGUCAGCUAUUAAAAGCAGUUCAGAUCAAAAAUAGCAUAAAAAAAGUACAAAAAUCUGUGUCAUCAGAUGCAAUUAAUUCAUCAACUAAUACAAAAAUUAUUGAUAAUAAUGAGCAUAUGAAUAGAACAUUACAAUUAGUUGAUAAUAAUUUCGAUCAACCUAUGGAAAAUGCAUCAUCAAGUACAUUUAAUUCACCAAUUCGUACUGGAAAAGUAAUGUCAGCUAAUUUAACUGCGUCCAAGACUUCUGUUGAUGAUUUGCCACAACGAUCAUUUCUUUUUCCUAGAAAACGUCAGCUAUUAAAUGCAGUUCAGAUCAAAAAUAGCAUAAAAAAAGUACAAAAACCUAUUCGCCUUCGAGACAGAAAAAUUGUUGCCAUGAAAGAAAUCAUCAAAAAUUUAAAAAAUAAAAAAUGUUUAAAUGAAAAUGAUUCUAAUGUUCUUUCUGAAUCUUUUGGUAAAUAUGCUUAUUUAAUAGCAAAUUGGUCUUAAAAAGCUUAGGGAAAAAAGUGCCUAAGAAAUAUAGUCCUGCUAUUUGACAAUUUACAUUAUCA